Elephantulus edwardii (Cape elephant shrew) is the source of this 2562-nucleotide messenger RNA. It is a transcript of the gene GSAP, whose product is annotated as gamma-secretase activating protein. The transcript has 31 exons. Gene Ontology annotation, cellular component: trans-Golgi network. Gene Ontology annotation, biological process: positive regulation of amyloid-beta formation. The coding region runs from base 1 to 2562 and encodes 853 amino acids. The record is from RefSeq and is a predicted model, not a curated record. Lineage: Eukaryota; Metazoa; Chordata; Mammalia; Macroscelidea; Macroscelididae.
AUGGCGCUGCGUCUCGUCACCACCUUCGACCUCCAGAAGGACGUGCUCCCGAGGCUGCAGGAGCGGCGGGCUGUGCCAGUGGUCACUGGGGCCUCAGGCGGCGGCACAGAUAUUUUAGAAAAUGAUAACAGCUUACGUAUACUAAAUGUAGAAAGAAAUGGAAAUAUUAUUUAUACCUACAAGGAUUAUAAAGGAAAUGUCUUCUUUGGAUUAUAUGAUUGUCAAACCAGGCAAAAUGAGCAUCUCUACACUUUUGAAACAGACCUGGAGGUUGUCAGUUGCUCCGUCAAUAAUGGGAAGACUUUGCUUGCUGUAAGUUUAAUUCAAGCUACUAAAGAAGGAAGAAGGAAUGAACUUCAACCAGGAUCAAAAUGUUUAACUUUGUUAGUAGAAAUCCAUCCUGUUAACAAUGUGAAGGUUCUGAAAGCAGUGGAUAGCUGUAUUUGGGUCCAGUUUCUCUACCCUCAUGUUCAAAAUCACUCUGUUUCUGAGGACCGUCUGUUACUGAUUUCAGAAGAGAAAUAUAUCGAACAAUUUCAUAUUCAAGUCAUCCAAGAAGAUGGAAAUAAAGUGGUGAUUAAAAAUUCUGGCAAUCUACCAAAAGACAGAGUUGCUGAGGAUUUCGUCUGGGCUCAGUGGGAUAGGAUAGAGCAGAGACUGUUCUACGUUGACCUGAAGAAGUCAAGAAGUAUCUUAAAAUGCAUCCAGUUUGGUGCUGAUGAGAACUUUAAUCUGAUGUUUGAAGCACCCUUGGACAUAUCAUUAAAUGACUCAGGAUUUAAGCUUGUCAACUUUGGAUGUGACUAUCUUCAAGAUCAAGAGGAAUUAUCUAAACACCCAACUCUAUGUGUUUAUACCAACAGCACAGGAAGCCUAGUUGUGUGCUACAGCCCAAAAUUGGACUCUUGGGAGCGAAUCACAUACACAGUGUUUUAUUUUCACAAAGGGUACAGCAAAACCUUCACGACUGCCUUUGACAAUGCUGACCCACACAGGACAAAGAGCAUUACUUUUCUCAACCUGGACUAUUAUGUGGCUGUUUACUUACCUGGCUAUUUCUUUCAUCUACUUAACAUUCAACACCCGGACUUGAUCUGCCACAGUCUGUUUCUGACAGGAAAAAGUGAAGUGAUUGCUCUCCUACCUCCUGGCCCUUUACAGUCCCUGUCAGGGUCUCUGGUACUGGACUGGCAUUCUGGAAAGCUCUACCGAGCACUCCUCAGCCAGCCGUGCCUGCUGCAGCUCCUGUGGAACGCCCCCCUGGACUGUGAGAAGAUGGGAGCACUGCACUGCAUGCUGUCCUGGGGCAGAGACUCACAGUUCCUGGAGGCCCAGAUUAUUCAGUGGAUUUCUGAGAACAUCUCUGCCUGCCAUUCAUUUGACCUUAUUCAGGAAUUUCUAAUUGCUUCUUCAUAUUGGAGCAUAUGUCCGGAGACGAGUAAUAUAGAUAAACUGAUUCCACAUUCCUCAGUGCUCACUUGGAUUUCAGAAAUUCCUGGAAUAACCCUCAUGACAGAAGAGAUUGCACUGCCUCUUAUGAAGGUGCACAGCUUUAAGGGCUAUUGGGAAAAAUUGAACAGCAAUCUGGAGUACGUUAAGUACGCCAAGCCACACUUACACUACAGCAACAGCGUGAUCAGGAGAGAGUGGAACAACCUGAUCUCAGAAGAGAAAACGGGGAAAAGAAGGUCCACAGCAUAUGUGAGGAAUAUUCUUGAUAACGCAGCAAGGGUGAUUUUCAACCUACAAACAAGGACUCUGGAGCCAAGGCUAAUACCCCUCUUCCAGGAGGAAGACAAGCACCAGAGGCUGCUCAUGGGGCUGAUGAUGUCUGAACUAAAGGACCACCUUCUGAGACACCUACAAGGUGUAGAAAAGAAGAAAAUUGAGCAGAUGGUUCUGGAUUACAUUACAAAACUGCUGGAUCUCCUUUGCCGCAUACUGGAAACCAGUUGGAGGAAAUACAACCUUCAUUCCUGGGUUCUACACUUUGGCGGACGUGGCAGUGCUGCUGAAUUUGCCAUCUUUCAUCUCAUGACCAGGAUUUUGGAAGCUACGAACAGUUUGUUUUUACCUCUGCCUCCUGGUUUUCACACACUUCACAUGGUUCUCGGUGUCCACUGUCUUCCUUUGCAUAACCUGCUCCAUUACAUUGAUAAUGGAGUGCUGCUUCUCACGGAAACAGCUGUCACAAGGCUCAUGAAAGAUCUGGACAACACAGAGAGGAAUGAAAAAUUAAAGUUUAGCAUCAUCAUGCGGCUUCCUCCGCUUAUUGGUCAGAAGGUCAGCCGACUUUGGGAUCACCCUGUGAGUUCCACUAUCAUUUCACGCAACCAUGUGAAGCAGCUGCUUCAAAACUAUACGAAACAGCCUCGGAAUCCCAGGAUUGACAAGCCAUCAUUCAGUGCAGAUUUUCUGCCGCUCAGCUACUUCACUGACAUACUGACAGACAUAGAGUCUUCCAGUCAAGCUCAGCAUGCUUUUGAAGGACAUGACAACGUGGAUGCAAAAUUUGUUGGAGAAGCAGCUCUGAAACAUACCACAAUGCUUUUAGGUUUGUGA